CUGUCCCCCUUUGUAAUGUACAGUGCUGAGCGAACUAUUGGCGCUUUAUAAAUACUGUAUAAUAAUAAUAUAAUAAUAAUAUGAUGUCCUCCCAUUCUAACCGCACAUGCGUGGCUCCUAGAGCGUACAGCGCGGCGAUCGGCGAUGCACUGUGUCCCUCAGACACAGCAGAUCACCAAUCCAUGGAAAGAGCUGAAGAUCAGCGCCACCUGUCAGUGUCCAUAAGUGCCAGCUCUCAGUGCUCAUCCAUGCCGUCUGCCAUUGCCCAUCAGUGCCACAUUUCAGUGCCCAUCAGUGCCACGUCAAUACCACAUAUCAGUGCCCAUCUGAGCUGCCUUUCAGUGUCACCCAUCAGUGCCAGUCAGUGCCACCUAUCAAUGCCAGUCAGUGCCACCUAGCAGUGCUGCCAAUCAAUGCCACCUAUCAGUGCCAGUCAGUACCGCCUAUCAGUGUGCAUCAGUGCCCAUCAGUGCUGCCUAUCAGUGCUGCCUAACAGUGCCAGUCAGUGCCACCUAACAGUGCCAGUCAGUGCUGCCUAUCAGCGCCAGUCAGUG
Staurois parvus is the source of this 554-nucleotide messenger RNA. The record is from the annotation of a GenBank genome assembly. NCBI's taxonomy places the organism in Eukaryota, Metazoa, Chordata, Amphibia, Anura, Ranidae.